Molecule: messenger RNA, 1192 nt
Organism: Plodia interpunctella (Indianmeal moth)
Lineage: Eukaryota; Metazoa; Arthropoda; Insecta; Lepidoptera; Pyralidae
Exons: 5
Coding region: 116-892 (258 amino acids)
Source: RefSeq, a predicted model, not a curated record
AGACCAGAUUGGAGGUAAGGACUGCAGUGCACGCUCGGCUGUUGAGACGGUCGCCUCUCUCAGACAAGAAAUCCUUUAGUUCUCAAGUUGUGAAGAAUUGUAAGAAUCGUGCGCCAUGUAUUUUAAGUUGACGCUUUCUCUGCUAGCCGUACUAACGGCCACGGCACACGCCGGAAGCAUUUUAGAUUAUUUAAACCUGGAAGAAACAAAGAAACUGAUAGAAGUUCCAGAGCUUCGUGAUGACCAGCCAAACAGAAACUGUCUUUGCAAGGGGCCUGCGUGCGUCUGCUGUGUGGACUUCAACAUAACAGUCGUCGAUCUUGGAGGGCCAGGGUGUGUGCACAUGAAAUAUCUAUCUCCAGAUGAAGGAUUCUCCGUGAAGGUUUCAUAUGGAAAGAGUCUGCUGCAUAGCUCCAAAAUUCAAGGUUCAAACCCUGCUCCAAUCUGUCUAGAGGUUUUUGGAAAAUUCGCACAACUCUGCGCCAAGUUCAGUGACCUUGCCCCUACAUCUGAAGGUCUGCGAGGUUGCCUUGAAUUGGAGCCGAGACUUUUAGGAGAAGGACAAAUAGAUUUCCCUAUAGGAUGCUUCAAGUCCAAGGAAGGAGGGCAGAUGGAAAUGGAAGACCCUCCAGCAGAACCAGAAACAACCACCGAAGAAGAAGCAGAGGAUGACAGCAAUGGCAACGAUACUUCUCCAUUUGACGCAGAAUCAUUCUUACUUAAUAUUUACAAGACUGCUGAACAAGGAGUUGCCCUACUUGGAAGCCUUUUAGACAUACCGAUAAAAUCCAACGCGACAAAACCAACGCAAACAGAAACCACGAGCAAAACUCCAGAACCAGAAAAUACUCAAAGAAGAGCCAAACAGAUCAAACAUCCUAAUCAACUGUGAUAUUCAAUUCUGAAACGUAUUCCUAAUAUAUUUAAGUACAAAACAGCAUUUCUUAGAUUGUAAAUUUGCUUGCCAGAGUGAAAGAAUUUUCCAUUUUUAUGCUGAUUGAUCCUAUUUAUUGCUUUAAGUUUCUCAAAGAUAUAAUUAAUUUUAAUAAACUUAUUUUUGGUGAUAAAAUUGUAAUGUGCUUUUUAUCUGAUGUAGUUUCAAUCUUGAGAAAAAGGUGGCUGAACAUUCGUCUCCGUGAGAUACACACCAGAACGUCUGUAAAUAAAAAAAAUAUGUUUUCGUCACUAAUUA